Messenger RNA from Rubroshorea leprosula, 5141 nucleotides. The record is from the annotation of a GenBank genome assembly. NCBI's taxonomy places the organism in Eukaryota, Viridiplantae, Streptophyta, Magnoliopsida, Malvales, Dipterocarpaceae.
GUAAUUAAUCUCUACGCUUCUCUCUCUGCAAUUACUCUUUGAGAGCGUAUCUCUCUAGAACACCAAGUAUUGCUGACUUGAGCGUCAGAGUGUUUUCCCCGAGGAAACAACCUCAGGAUUUUCAGGUGUAGAAGCAGUUGAGGACUUCAACAGUGUUGGACUGCGAAGCUGCCCAAACAUUUGGCGUCGUCUGUGGGAAUCUGAACAAGAAGUUGCAUAGCUUAACCUGCCGAAAGACAAAAUGGUUCACACUUUUACAGGAGGUCGCCCUCCAAGAAAUGAAACGGACGAACAGGAGGAUGGUCAACUACCUGAACCCGGUUUAAGCGAGUUUAGGCCAAUGCCCAGAAACCUUUUCGUUGGGGGAGCAGAACAGGAUCACCUAAGCAAAACGGAUGAUGAAGAAAGAACACCAACUGGGUAUACAACCCAACCUGAACAGUUUCAAGUUCCAACAAGAACAAGGCCAAGACCUUCUAGACCAUACAAUUCACAGCAUGAACGACCUGAGAGGUCAACAGAGCCUGCUCGGACUAUCGAGCUCGAAGAGAGAACUAGAAUUCUCAAAAUGGCAAUGGGUAAAAUCCUUGCCCGCCUGAUCCCUGACGACCCCCUGAUUCCUUUGUUGGACAGAGAUGCACAACCAGCUGCGGUUGUUGCAACUCGAAACUCCCCCGCUCUAAGCAACAUAGUAGUACUGACCAGGCCAAGGGGAAGUGGGAAGCUGAAUAUCGAGCCCAGCUCGUCCAAACACAGUGAAGAACUGAUGAAAAAGAACGCAGACCUUGAAAGACAGUUACAAGACGUGCAAAAGUCCAUUGACGAGCUGAAAAGUCCCAGGUCGCAUCAACAAACUUUGGAUUUGGAUAGUGCUCCACUAAACUUAUCCAUCACAGCAGAACCAUAUCAAGAGGGGUUCAAAAUCCCCCACUUAGAGACGUAUGAUGGCUCAGGUGACCCAGAUGAACAUUUACACACCUAUCAGGCCAUCAUGAGAAUCCAAAAUGCUAACGAUGCCAUGAUGUGCAAAGUGUUCCCGGCAACCCUAAAGUCAACAGCCAGAAGAUGGUUCCUAGAUGACUUACUGGAAAAUCCACCAAAGACGUGGAACGAAGUCAAUGACAGGUCUCAAAUUCUGGCACAAAUCCAGCACUGGAUUAGAAGGCCCCUACCCCCGUUGCAUGAUUCUCUGAGAGCAGACAAGAGCAAACAUUGUGAUUAUCAUCGUGUAUACGGUCACAACACAGAAGACUGCCAACACUUAAAGGACGAGCUGGAGUUCUUAGCUCGCACUGGGAAAUUAGAGGGGUAUAUCCAGAAGCCUCACACCCAGCAAACAGCUCAAACCCACUUCGUGCAGGGCUAUGACCGAUCUCAGGGGCAGAGGUACCAGCUCGGCAACACGCAGGACAUGUAUCAAGAUAAUCAAUAUCUUUCCGAGAAGGGUAGAGCGUACAGGGGCCGCCAAUUCAAUAGGCGAGGCCAGGGUCAGAGACCAGCCGCCCAGAGCCUAAAGGACAGAAAAGGAGUUGGCUGUAGCGCGAUACCCCUGCCGUCUGGUACAAUCAAUAUGAUCUCUGGCGGUAUGCACUCAGGGGGCCAAAGCACCUGGGCCCGCAAGGCAUACGCCCGACAGGUGAUGACCGUCAAUAAAAACCGGCCUUUGAAGCGGCCGUUCGAGGAGGCUGAAUGGGAGAAUGCAGCUAUCACAUUCAGCUCGGUAGACUAUAAGCGAGCAGAAGGAGAACCCGACGUUGUAAUGCCUCAUGCAGAUCCAUUUGUAGCAACGGUCCAUAUAGGCAAUCAUAACGUCAACAAGGUCUUUAUUGAUACGGGUAGCUUGCCAGACAUCCUUUAUUGGAGCUGCUUCCAGAAGAUGCAGUUGAACCCGAACUCGCUGCAGAAGAUGGCUUCCGUUAGCUUUCUUGUGGUCAAGAUGGAGUCAGCUUUUAACGCCAUAUUAGGAAGGGCUACUCUGUGCGAACUGAAAGCUGUUAUAUCACAACCCCAUCUCUGCAUGAAGUUCCCAACGCCUCAGGGGACAAUGAGCAUAGCGGACAUUGAGCAUAGACCUGAGGGCGUCGAACAGAAGGCAGAACCAGUGGAGCCAGUAGAAACAGUCCCUUUAGACCCUGACGUGCCAGAAAGGACGGUUAAGAUCGAUGAAAUGCCUGGCAUUCCAGCAGAGUUGACGGUCCACAAACUCAGCACGGACCCCACUAAACGGCCGGUAGUUCAGAAACGUUGCCUUUUUGGCCUAGAGAAACAAGCUGCCAUAGACGAGGAGAUACAAAAGCUGCUACAGGCAGGCUUUAUCAGGAGAGUGGAGUACUCUGAGUGGGUAUCUAACCCCGUGCUCGUCAAAAAGCCAAAUGGCAAGUGGAGGAUGUGUAUUGACUUCACCAACCUCAAUGAUGCAUGUCCAAAAGACCCUCAUCCCUUGCCAAAUGUGGAGAAGUUGGUAGAGCGGGCAGCCGAACACGAACGGAUGAGUUUCCUUGACGCCAACUCAGGUUAUCAUCAGGUUCAAUUGCUGUUGGACGACCAGGAGAAAACAGCUUUCUACGCUGGUGAUGCUAUCUAUUACUAUGUGAUGAUGCCAUUUGGCUUGAAAAAUGCUGGCGCUACAUAUCAGAAGCUGGACCAUAUAGACGACUUGAGUGAGACCUUUCAAAAUUUGCGCCGAGCUCAAAUGAAGCUGAAUCCCCUGAAGUGCAUGUUCGCUGUAGAAUCAGGAAAAUUCCUAGGGUACGUGGUAUCCAAGAAAGGAAUUGAAGUGAACCCAGAGAAGGUUCUGGCUGUUCAGCAAAUGGAGCCUCCCAAGACUGUAAAGGAUGUGCAGCGACUGACAGGUCGUGUAGCCGCGUUGCACAGAUUCAUAGCCAGGUCGGCGGAAAGGUGCCUACCGUUUUUCAAGGCCUUACGAGAGCCCAAGCACUUUCAAUGGACAGACGAAUGUCAGCGGGCAUUUGACGAGCUCAAGCAGUAUUUGACAUCUGCACCCCUACUAUCCAAGCCUGUGGAAGGGGAGAGCUUAUACCUAUACAUGGGGGUUACAGGAGAGGCAGUGAGCUCAGUACUGCUCAGGGAAGAGAAUAAGAAUCAGAAGCCUAUCUGCUAUGUGAGCAAGGUUUUACAAGGCGCAGAGCAAAACUACCCGUUAGCAAAAAAGGCUGCCUUUGCCCUGGUGUACACAGCUCGUAAGUUGAGGGCUUACUUCCAAUCACAUCAGAUUGUUGUCUAUACUGACUUGCCGUUGAGAAAAAUACUGCAGAAACCUGAACUCUCUGUGGAGUGCAUCUCAGCAACAAAGGAAGAAAAAGCACCUGAACACCCAGUCUGGGUUCUGUAUGUUGAUGGAGCAACUAACAUUGAAGGAUCGGGUGCUGGGGCUGUGUUAGUGGGCCCGGAUGGCUUUAGGUCUGAGCACGCACUGAAGUUUAAGUUCCAGAUGACCAAUAACGCUGCAGAAUAUGAAGCCCUCAUUUACGGACUAAAGCUGGCGGCCGAGCUGAAGGUACAAAGCAUUCAGGUUUUCAGCGACUCUCAGCUCGUUGUGGGCCAGGUGAAUGGCAGUUGUGAAAUCAGGGAUCCCCAGCUCGGUCGCUAUGCCUCUGUGGUCAACAGAUUAAAGUCAAUAUUUGUCCUUUUCCAAAUUGAUAAAAUACCAAGAGCAGAUAACCAUCGAGCUGACAAGCUGUCAAAGUUGGCCUCCUCGCAAGACCUUAACCCUCAGAGAUUGACAAUUGUCGAGAUACUCGACGCACCGAGCUACACUGAUUCCACAGUCGAGUGUCAACUACUAAGCACAGAUCCCUCUGCACCAAGCUGGACCACCCCGCUCAUAAAUUAUCUGCAAAGUGGUGAGCUACCUGAAGAUCCGUCUGCUGCCAAGUUGAUUAAACGCAGGGCGGCCCAUUUUACUUUAGUAGAUAAUCAGCUUUUCAAGCGGGCAGCCUCCAUACCCCUAUUACGCUGUCUCACUCCUUACGAAGCUGAAUAUGCUGUGAGGGAAGUUCACGAAGGAGUAUGUGGCACGCAUAUAGGUGGUAGAACUUUAGCUCGGAAACUCCUAAGGCAUGGGUAUUAUUGGCCAAACAUGGUUGAGGACGCACAGAAUUAUGUCAAAAAGUGCCCGACCUGCCAGUUCAACUCUGAUGAUAAUCACAUGCUAGGGGAAAUGCUCUCCCCACUCUCAUCCCCCUGGCCUUUUGCUCAAUGGAGAGUCGACCUGCUCGGCCCUUUCGUCAAAGGCAAAGGAGGCUGCACUCACCUAGUUGUCGCUGUGGAUUACUUCACUAAAUGGAUAGAAGCUAAAUCAUUGUCCACGACAACUGAGAAGAAAAUAGAGGAAUUCCUCUUCAUUUCAAUAUUAUGCAGGUUUGGCAUACCUAAACGAAUCAUCGCGGACAAUGGUCCACAGUUCCGAGCCACAGCUCUGAGGUCGUUCUGUAACGAUUAUGGCAUCGAGCUCGCUCUGACAUCUGUGUACACUCCGCAGUCCAAUGGACAAGCUGAAUCCGCGAAUAAAAUCGUCUUGAGAGGCCUCAAGACGCGUGUUUUAAAUGCACAUUCCAAUUGGGUUGACGAGCUCAAUAAAGUGCUUUGGUCAUGUCGUACUACACCUAACUCGGCCACAGGCGAAACUCCAUUCAGCCUCGCGUACGGAGCUAAGGCUGUCAUCCCCGUAGAGGUCGGAUUGCCAUCUGACAGAGCAGGUCGGCAUAACGAUCCCAGCAAUGAACAACUCUUAAGAGAGAACCUGGACCUUGUGGAAGAGGUUAGGGAGAUGUCUCGAAUACGAAACAUGGAAUAUCAGGGUCAGGUGGCAAAAUUUUACAAUAAAAGAGUACGAGCUUGUCAGUUUCAAGUUGGUGACCUAGUUUUACGCAAAGCUGGAUUAACCAACACUUAUUCACACAUGGGCAAGCUCGCUCCUAAUUGGGAAGGCCCAUACAUGGUUGUUCAAAUUAACCAACCUAGGUCCUACAUGUUAGCAGAUACGAACGGGCGCCAAUUACCGUUUACAUGGAAUGUUCAGAACCUUAGAAAAUUUUACAGUUGAUUUGUAUUAUUGUUGACUGUUUAGAGAAUUUGAAUAAUGUAUGAGCAAUGAUUGGAAAUAAUACACACAGUUUUCC